Molecule: messenger RNA, 1925 nt
Organism: Zophobas morio
Lineage: Eukaryota; Metazoa; Arthropoda; Insecta; Coleoptera; Tenebrionidae
Product: venom carboxylesterase-6-like
Exons: 5
Coding region: 278-1912 (544 amino acids)
Source: RefSeq, a predicted model, not a curated record
CAUCAGAGGUCCAAGAACAGAAGACAUUACUUUAAAAAUAGUCGACGACCUGGCUCCCGUCCAGUUUUGGCAUUUUUUUAAAAAGUUGGAACAGAGCGCUAGAACCGAUUUGUAAAUUCAGUGUAUAAUAAAAGUCAAGCAUGAAUUGCAUAAUAUAUUUUGUAACGAUAACAAGUGUGAAGUAGUAAUGACUCGUAUAUCUAUAAAGUAAACAAACAGAUUUUUCCUUAUCUUGUACCUUGGUUCACUAAUGACGAAUUAAACAAGUUCGAGCAACAUGUUAAUAAACAUUUUUAUUUUUUGUCUACUAAUUCUAAACGUUUAUUGCCAAAAACCUGUGGUACUGACACCCCUUGGUACAGUCCAAGGGUACCACAAAACGUCCCAUGAAGGUCGCACCUUUUCCGCUUUCGAAGGCAUUCCUUUCGCCAAGCCCCCACUCGGAAAUAGACGCUUCGAGGAACCCGAACCCGUGGAACCUUGGUAUGGCACCUGGAACGCCACUUUUCUGUCCGAGUGUGCCCAAACCUUCAUGCUCCAUCCAGACCAAACCACAGGAGACGAAAACUGUCUUCACGUCAACGUCUACGUGCCCAGACAAACCCCAAACCCUGACGACAAUCUGGACGUCGUGGUUCAUAUCCACGGAGGUGCUUUUAUGUACCGCAGCGGCCACUCUUACUCGCGUCCCGAUUUUCUGAUGGACCACGAAGUCGUUUUCGUCACUUUCAACUACCGGUUGGGGGUUUUUGGGUUCUUGAGUACUGAAGAUGACGUGGUUCCUGGAAAUAAUGGUUUGAAGGAUCAAGUUUUGGCACUGGAGUGGGUGCGAGAUAAUGUCGCGAGUUUUGGUGGAAACCCGAGUUCUGUUACCAUUACUGGGUUAUCAGCUGGAGGAGCUAGUGUUCACUUGCACUAUUUUUCGCCUCUGUCUAGAGGUUUGUUUCAAAGAGGUUUUUCGCAGAGUGGUGUUGGUUUGAACCCUUUUACGAUCCAAGAGGAACCUUUAAUGAGAGCGAAAAAACUGGGAGCGGCGGUUGGGUGUCCUACCAGGUCGACGAGAGGUUUAGUGGAGUGUUUGAAGCAAAGACCGUCUAAACACAUCUUGAGUAAAAUUGGUUCUUUCUUCACUUAUGGGUUUUUGCCGUGUAUACCUUUUGGUCCUGUUGUUGAAAAAGGAGGAUCUAGACCAUUUCUAGCGACAGAUCCUUAUAUUUUACUGAAGAACGGGCAAGUGUAUGAUGUCCCAUGGGUAGUUUCCACGACGUCUCACGAAGGUCUAUUUCUUGUCAACAACUUCAUCGAGGAUUUGGACUACGUUGAUAAAAACUGGGAAGAUUUAGCACCAGAGUUCUUAGAAUUCAACUACACCCUCCACCCGUCACAAUGGGCUCCAGUCUCCAAAAAAAUCAAACAAUUUUAUUUCGGCGACGACCACUUCACUAAAAACAAUGUCCUCAAGCUAGUCCAGAUGUUUAGCGACAGAUUUUUCCUAGCCGAUGCGGAAACGUCAGUUCGAAUGCAAGCAAAAGUAGCUAAAUCGCCAGUGUAUUAUUACAUUUUUGCUUAUCCUGGUGACAACAACGACAACAAAAUUGUUACGCAUGGUGCUGACGCCAAGUACUUUUUUGGUCCGUUUUUUGAGCCCACGCCGCUCACCCCCAACGAGCUCAAAAUGAAAGAUUUGCUUCUGGAAAUGGUAGUUUCGCUUGCCAAAAAUGGAAAGGCGAAGUUAGGUGCAAAAGAGUGGAAACCCACCUCCUAUGAUAAGUUGACUUAUCUUAGUGUAAAUGGCGUCAAACCUGAAGAAGUUGAAUUAAGAACGACGGAAGAAUUGAGCACCAGAGGGUUCUGGCAGUCUUUGGAUUUUUUGGAAGGCGAAAAUCUUAAUGCUGUUAAAGACGAGCUAUAAAUUUUUGAGCAUG